Molecule: messenger RNA, 675 nt
Organism: Cotesia glomerata
Lineage: Eukaryota; Metazoa; Arthropoda; Insecta; Hymenoptera; Braconidae
Product: tyrosine-protein phosphatase 1-like
Exons: 2
Coding region: 1-675 (224 amino acids)
Biological process (GO): protein dephosphorylation
Molecular function (GO): protein tyrosine phosphatase activity
Source: RefSeq, a predicted model, not a curated record
AUGGGUUGCAGAGACUCAAAGUCACUCAACCCCCAAGAAUUCAUCAAAUUUAUAAGAAGAAGAAAUCUUCUGCAAAUUCUUAACCGAGAAUUUAAUGAGGUGAUACGCAAAGAACAAUGUGAUGUUGGAAACGUUGAAGCUCCCAUUCUUCCCCAGGAAAAUAAGUCUGGAGGUAAAAUUAGCGCUAACUACUUAAAUGGUUGGGCACAGAAGAGAAGAUUCAUCUGCACUCAAGCUCCUCGAGAAAAAACGGAGUUUGAAUUCUGGAGGAUCAUUUUGAAGCAUCGAGUCCGCAUCAUCGUCAUGCUGUGUAAAGAUAGUCAAGAACAGUUUUACAAAUACUGGGAAAGUGAUGUAGGGGUUGUGAAAACUGUGAGGCCGUUUAGAAUUGAAACGGUUAAAGUAAAAUCUUUUCCGAAUUACAAGGUGACUACUCUUAACGUUACUAACGAUGCAACGGGUGAAUUUCUUGAAGUAAUCCACUACGCUUGCAUAGAUUGGGUUCAGUUUUGCACCAUUCAAGGAAUGAUUGACUUCUUAACAUCUCGUAUACCCGGAAAUAAUUACUCACAGAAAUUAAAUUUGUCUUCAUCGAAUAAUUCAUUCCAAAGCAGUAAUCUAGCGUUACUUAGACAUUUAUCUUUAAUGUCAUUGAAAUUUAUUCUUCCAUUCUGA